CAUUACCGAGUACUAACAACAACAACAACCGAUACCUCAAAAUCAAACCAAAAGUUCAUUUACUUGAUGUGCAAGCAUGAAAAAGAGUACGAAAACAAUCAUAAGCGUGUUUCUGGAGACAAAAAUAUCAUUGUUCGCCAAAAGGAUACCCAGCGCAUUGGUUGUCCUUGCUACAUUUACGCAAGCAAGAACAAAUUCCAGCAGUUCGAAAUUCGCAGAUUACACGCAUUGCAUUCUCACCAAAUGGCUACGGGUUGCCGAACGUACGGUGUUUUCCGUCAUUUAGACACAGUGAAGCUCAACGCUGUGCGCAAUUUUUUUGAAAACACGAAGUGUAAUGCGAGCUCUAUUUUGGAGGUAAAGAGAAGUAGUGAAUGCCUUGAAAACAUCCACCACAAACCUUUUUUUCCCUCUCAUUAUUAGAAUCUUAUUGCUUAAGGCAUUAACAACUUAGUAACCAGAGACUUGCACAACAUCAGGCAACAACAUUUCAAAUCAAAGGAAUCCGAGUCCAGUGAAGUUCUCAACUUUAUCAACAACUUGAAAACAAAGGGUUACAUUGUCAAGCUUAGAGCCAAUUCCAACAAUGUCGUUGACAUGGUUUUUUUUUUUGCAGAAUUUGAGGCAAUUGCGGAAGCUCGUCGUAUGUCUGAAUGUUUGUAAUUGAUGCCACGUAUAAGACCAGCUCCCAUGGGAUGACGUUGUUCAACAUUGUUGGCACGAGUAACACUACAGGAGACAUAAGAAAUACCUUAACAACGUAUCAUAUUACGGGAGGGUGGAUGGAACAUGAAAAAACCCAGAACUAUUUGUGGUCUGUGUUUCCUGACGCUUUGAUCGCAAACGCCUCUUUGGAGCUUCCAA
Messenger RNA from Rhizopus microsporus ATCC 52813, 864 nucleotides. RefSeq lists its product as uncharacterized. The record is from RefSeq and is a predicted model, not a curated record. Bases 67 to 423 code for a protein of 118 amino acids. The transcript has 2 exons. Lineage: Eukaryota; Fungi; Mucoromycota; Mucoromycetes; Mucorales; Rhizopodaceae.